AUCGGUGCUCGCCUGCUCUGUGCCGGGCAAGGAGGACAGAAUUUCCAGUGAAGCUAGUUUGAGGAGGAAAGCGCUGGGGGCCAUGAGCAAGUCCUUCCUUACGUUUCCUUUGUCGCUUGGAUCGGCUCCAGCUGCCUUCCCUGGGUGACCCGCUGUCCCUGGAGGCCUGGCCAGGCAGGGCAGACUGGACAGCCCGUCCUUCUGGAGAGCAGGGUGAUGCAGGUGCACUGAGAGAGCAGGGCCUGCACACAGUAGGUCCCGGGGGCAGGAUGGAGGGGGCACCAUCAUCCUGGUAGUACCCCGACCUGGAAAAUCCCUCAGAAACCUCUUCCUUGGCUGGCGUCCAGCUCUGCUCCACCCCAGCAUCCUUCAACGGUGGUCAGGUUGCUGAGACAUUGCCUCUCUGUGCAGCGGCCAAGUCCACCGUUUGACCUUGUUUUGGACCAGAGAAUUUGAACUAUGGCCGACUCAUUACGGCCUGUCGUGGAACAAGUCAUCUAGGCGUCUAGGCACAGCUGUCUCCUCCGUGACUCGGGCUGCUCGCAGCUCUGGAAGCCCUGGGACAGUGUCUCCAUUGGGUGUACAUCCCCACAGCGGUGCCUUAUUCUGGGGCCACAGGCUCUGACCAGUGGGUCGCAGGGGUGCCCCUUAGGGUGGGGCCGAGCUGGGGGAGCCCUGUGGGUCAAAGGGGUACACACAGCCCCCUCAUUGAGGGUCCCGCUGGCUGUGCUCCAGGGGAGAAAGGUAAUAAGGAGCAACUCGCACUUACUAUCGGUAUAAAUCCCACAAUCAGGAAAAUUGCUUCAAUUGCUAAAAAACGCUGGUGGGAAAGUCCAUUUAUUUUUCAUUUUUCUUGUGCACUUGCCCCCUUUACACAUGAAUCACUGUCGGUAUGUAGAUUAAAUUUAUACCCCCGUUAUCUUUCAUGUCUCUGGGGCUCUGGUGUCAGCUGAGUUUCUGGUUACUGAAAGCCACAGUCCGCUUCCUCAUGGGGAGACAUGUGGUCUUCUGCCAGGGGCUCCUUCCUCUGUUCCAGAGCCUCCCCUCAGCCUUCCUCCCCUCCAUGAGAUCAGGCUUGCUUUUUGGAAAACCGCAUUCUUCUCUGGAGCUGCUUGUGCUCCGGCACCUGCCGCAAAGGAUGUGGACACUGGACUUUUGUGUUUUCUGCGAGAGGGCUCGCGGGGAGCAUGGUGAAGGCGCGAUUUCGUUUCUAACACUUGCUUUGUGAAUUGGCCUAGAGAGGAUCCACACUGCAGGCAUUUUGAAGACACACACUAGAGACACAUGUCUACACAGGCUUCUUUUCUCUUUGUCCCUCAGACACAUGCACGCAUCUACUCACAGGGGAUAGAACCGGCUGCCUGCCUGCCUUCCUCUUUAACGUGGGUGACCCAGUUACACAGCAGCUGUGGAAGAAGCCUGGUUUCACCUGGAUUCUGGAAGGUGUAGAACUUUCUAGAAUGGACCGUAUGCUUUGUUCUCCACCCUCAGAUUUAGCCGUCUCCGAGUACAUACUCCAUAAAGCGUGGUUCUUCAUCAGCGGAUCUAUUCAUUCAACAAGUGUUAGCUCUGAUUCUGGGUCCUGUACCCCUUUGAAAAUCUGAUGAAACCCUUCAUGAUGCACAAUUCUGGAUGAGUCGGGGGUAGUUUGCAGAGUCCAUGCUGAGCCGUGGGCUGGAGAACCCUGCGCUGGAGGCCUGCUCCUGUGCCCCCCACUCCCCUCGCCACACCAAGGUCUGGGGGUCCUUCUGGGCCAGACACCCCAGCUUCUCACACCCCAACACGCUUCUCAGACCUCGUCUCAGGAGAGUAGUCCCCUGGGCCACACUUCGAGACUCGGAGCCCCCCACUUCUCUCUCUGCGACACCGCGUGGCUGGGUGGGGAGCUCCCGAAACAGCAGCUGGCCGCGCCCGCUCCGGGCCCCUGGCGCCCCCCGCAGGCGCUUUGGCACGAAAUGCACGGCCUGCCAGCAGGGCAUCCCCCCGACCCAGGUGGUGCGCAAGGCCCAGGACUUCGUCUACCACCUGCACUGCUUCGCCUGCAUCAUCUGCAACCGGCAGCUGGCCACCGGGGACGAGUUCUACCUCAUGGAGGACGGGCGGCUGGUGUGCAAGGAGGACUAUGAGACGGCCAAGCAGAACGACGACUCCGAGGCCGGAGCCAAGCGGCCCAGAACCACCAUCACCGCGAAGCAGCUGGAGACGUUAAAGAGCGCCUACAAGAACUCCCCCAAGCCCGCCCGGCACGUGAGGGAGCAGCUGUCCUCCGAGACCGGCUUGGACAUGAGGGUCGUUCAGGUUUGGUUUCAGAACCGAAGGGCCAAGGAGAAGCGCCUGAAGAAGGACGCGGGGCGGCACCGCUGGGGACAGUUCUACAAGAGCGUGAAGCGGAGCCGGGCCGGCGGCAAGCAGGAGAAGGAGAGCUCUGCCGAGGACUGUGGGGUCAGUGACAGUGAGCUGAGCUUCCGAGAGGAUCAAAUUCUCUCAGAACUUGGCCACACCAAUAGGAUUUAUGGCAACGUGGGGGACGUUACAGGCGGACAGUUAAUGAAUGGGAGCUUCUCCAUGGACGGGACAGGACAAUCCUAUCAGGACUUGAGGGACGGGAGCCCCUAUGGAGUCCCCCAGUCUCCCUCCUCCAUAUCGUCCCUGCCAUCACACGCUCCUUUGCUCAAUGGGCUGGAUUACACGGUGGACAGUAAUUUGGGCAUCAUUGCGCAUGCGGGGCAGGGAGUGAGCCAGACGCUGAGAGCCAUGGCUGGGGGACCCACCUCUGACAUCUCCACAGGAAGCAGUGUAGGCUAUCCCGACUUCCCCACGAGCCCAGCCUCUUGGCUCGAUGAAAUGGAUCAUCCUCCUUUUUAAACAUCUCUCCUCCCCACCCUACCCGUCCUGGCCUGAGAGAAUAUCUUCAAGGAUCAAAAGAGACUUGCCUUUUCAGGAUCAAAAGCGCGCCACUGUGAAUUUCCAUUAUUUUCAAUGGAAGUCCUCCGCUGAUCCCUGGGCGGGCGAGAGACCAGACCACGCUAGGGCCCUGUUAUCCUGGGUGGGGGGGGGGGUCGUGGGAAGGCAGCCUCCUCUCAGAACACGGCACAGGGGCGCAGAGCCUAGAGCGCUAGGGUGCUGCUUGGUGGCUUCCUACCCCCGCCCUGCUUACAGGCUUUGGCUGCUCGGUGCUUGGUAGCACGAGGUGACCGUCAGGCCACCUUGGCCUUUGGGAAUUCUGCUCCGACUGGUGUCUUAUGAGAUGCUUCCCGAACCACUGCUCUCACCAGAACUGAGAUCCCUGAGGUAGAGGCAUCAUGGCCCUUGAGUAUAAUAAAAGUGAUUUCUGGACCACCUUAUUGAACUCUAAUUUUGAAAAUAAAAAGUCACUUAUUAAAGGUCAGUGAAAACUCUGAUGGCCACCAUUUGAUAUUGAAAACGUCCCCUUCUUCUUCUUCUUCUUCUUUUUUUUCUAUGAAAAAUAUGAUUUCUUUCCUGCCCAGAAGUACAAGCCAGACAAUAUUUGUCCACUUUGGUUUUUAAGAAAUCCCCUCCCUAUCACUGAACCCCGAUGGCAAGAAGUGGUUUUCCUUGCAGGUGACUCAGGCUGGAGCUGAGUGGCCCUGGACCAUCACAGCGACUGCCCGAUGAGUCCCCUCGGUGCACACUGUGCCUUUUUAAUUUGCUCGUAUCAUUUAUUCCACAACGCAGGCUGUGGGUUACACAGUGGUUAAAGCUAGAAUACGGAAAGAACAGAUCGACAAUCAGUGCAGGCGCAUUUGGAUUCUAAACGUGCAGGCCGCUUAGCCACGUCAGCAGACGAGCCUCCCAGAGCUCCCCAUCCCGCAGGCUGGACCGGCCUGAGUCUGUUCGGCAGGAGGUGGUGCAGACGAGCUGGCCAGCCCACCCCAGCCCUUGAGAAAUGAGAGCUUUCUCUGGGGUAGCUGACUCAAUUGGACAGUGUUGGUGUCUACCAAGAACUAGUAAUGUGUUUUUGGCCCACCUUGGUGGAGAUGAUCACUAGGGAGCAGCCCUAAGAUCGCCUGAAGGGUUCCAGGCGGUUCUCGGGCUGCAUUUCUCUGGGCUGCUGCCGCAAGUCUUCCUUCACACCCCUCACGUCUGUCCGUCAGGGAGUUCUGCAGCGCACAGCACGGGGUAGGAGCUAGGUAGCAGUCCGGUCCCCUUGGGAAACGGUGGGCGCCUUCUUCUGGCCUCCAUCUUUUUAAACAAGAGAGUAGGAAAAGGUAAGCAGGCAUUGCCUCGCUUUCACAUGAAGUGACGGGCCAGGAGCGUAAGGAUGCUGGCCCCUUCUGUGAGUGCUUCGUCCCACUUUGAGGUCCCCGGGAUUCAGGCACGUGGUGGCAGGCUAAAGGAAGGCCGAAAACACCACUUUGGCUGCUGCAUCUGCUACAGGCGCCUUCCCACGACUAAAAUGAGGUCAGUCAGGCUUUGAAAUGCGUAGUCAGUGAAUUCCUGGGAUCAGCCUUCUGGCCACCUCUCAUCAGUUGGGAUCGUCCCCUUACUUUCUGGUGUGUUGCAACUGCUGUGACUUUUGCCUGGAGAAUCUGCAAACCUAGACUUCUUCAGGCUCCAGAUGUAGGGGUGGGGCUGGGUCACACCGAGCCAGGUUGCUCCUGGCGAUUCCACAGUAGUGGGAACGCGGGGAGCGGGAGCGGGGACACGCACGGAAGACGAUUAGCCGUGUGAAGGGAAGGAAGACACAACUGUCCCUUGGAGGACAGCUUCUUCCAGCCAGUGUCUGCAGGCUGCUCACGGGACGCAGGAGAGAGACGGUGUUGGGCUGUGGACCAGCGACCCACUGUCCCACCCUCGCCAGCGUCUCGGCCUGACUGGCCCAGGGACUCCCAGGACUUCAGAGCCACUUCCCAUGUUUGGCGCGUACAGCGCAGGGAGGGCGCGCUCUUGGAGAGACAGGCGCCCUCUGUGUGUGUCGCUGGUUUUUUAAGAUCAACUGAAGUUGAUCUGUUUUGGGUUUUGUAAGUGACUUCCUCGUGCUCAUUCCCGAUUUGGUGGCGGGAGAAGGGUUCCUGGUUCCCGCCAGGAACAUAACAUCUCCUGCACUCAGACGGCAGCACCGUCGAAGGCAGUAGCAGCCUCUUGGGUUUGGCGGGGAGGGGGUCGGCUGGCUUGAAGAGCCCUUUUGAGAGCACCGGCCAGAAAGCCGGGGAGACUGCAUGAAGUUCCCUACAGCCCCCUCCCUGGAAAGCGGCAGCAUUGGUGCCUCACUUAGAAGUACAGCCCCCAGAGGCCUCCGAUUUGAGGUGUGUCUCCUCACACAGGAGGCUGGCACGUGCCUGGGCCAGGGCCCCACGGAGCCACCGCAAGCCAAGACGAUUCCUUGGCUCCUCCAUGGCUUAUCGCCUUGACAUUCUCUUAAAGGCACUCACCUAGCGCUCACUGUGCUCAUAGGCUAAUACCCUAGUAACCCUCUAUUACCGAGGGUAAGUGCUACAUGGGAGCAGUUUCCUCCUUGCUAAAACGAUAUGGAUGAAUUUUUCAAAUGAAAUGAGAACUUCUACAGGCAUUUACAAUAUUUGGAUCUGUCUUUGGCUCCAAGAGGGCAAUGAGCUAGCGACCGUUAUCUGGCUGGUAGACCUUAGGGUAGGUGGCUUCGGAAUCCCGGAGCCAAUUAAAGUCAGAAAGAAAAACAAACUCCCCACCUCUCCAGUUUCCAGGGAUAACUGGUAUGAGCAAAAACGGGGCCCAAGUGGCUAUGGAAGAAUCUACAUUUGCGGAGAUGUUUAAGAAAAGCGUAGAGGAAACCCCAAAUCCAAGGGCUAAGCCGGCCCUCUGGGUAAAUCACGUUGCCGGGGAGCCUGGCUCCUUUCAGGGACUUGCUGGGCAAACUCAAGGCCAACUCUGCUCCAUCUUCGUCCUUUCUCUUUCCUGCCCCAGCUGGUAGUCAGGACUGUAAUGUAGAAUGAAAAUCAGCGACCGUACUGAUCACGUUACUCCUGCGAACCAGUAAACAUCAGGGAAAGAGAACAAGACCCAAGACAAGCAUUUUGGAGUGUCUUUAAAAGUUGGUCUUUUGUUUCUGGUUUUUUUUUUUUUUUUUUUGGUUGUUUUUUUUGAGCGUGAAACAUGAAAACUAGUAAGAUCACUGGGGCCAUUAGAUCUUCAUACUGAAGCUCAUGUUGCAGAAAGUGUAGCUAGAACAAAGGACAUUAACGUCUCUGAAGCUCAAGCUGGUUAUUUUGAGAUAACUGCCUCCUUGCAGGACGGGCGGUAAGGCCUCAGCCGAGCAGAAGUGCCCACUGACGGUGCACGUCUGGCCCCCCAGGCUCCUGCGUGACCCCUCCCACGCACCCCGACUGACAUCUCUGUUAUAUCCGCAGAAAUAAUGACCACACCUCCUCAGCCAGCAGCGGCUGGAAGGCCUGAGGAGGCUCAUUUUUAAACACUGCACUUUAAAAAUUGGAAACCGUGACAUGAAGAAAAAUUCAAUUAAGCGGAAAUGAGUUUUGUUUUAUUGGCUGCUGCUGACGGGCUCUGGGCAUGCUGAAAGCUAAAUAAAAAAGCACAUCACUGGCUCUCUCUUUCUUGGAUUGGUCAGUUGGCCCUUUUUGCAGUAGUUGCUCUAACUGCUCUAACACGGUGACCGGAGCCAAAAAAAGAGAGCGUGGCAAAGCCAUCCCAUCCACACACUGCUUGGUAGGACCCCACAGAAAGCACAGUUUCAUGCUGCUAGCUCUGGUGAGGAGGCAGCUGCAGGUCUGGGAGGUGUGCCAAGCAUUCCUUUCCUUAGGGAGGCAGAGCACAGGUGGACAGGGGAGGACACCCCCGCUCUCGUCUGCGGCCCACCUAGAGACCAGAAUCAUGUGUUCGUCCCCACUCGAGGACUGUGUGCAGCCAAAUGCGUGGGUUCAGGGCUGCAGGGACCCAGAAGCUGCUCUGAACUUGCAUUCAGACCUCAAAGCCCCAGAUCCCCUAAGCUCUGGAUUGUGGCCCUCACCCUUGGCAGUGUAAAUUUUGUACAGUUAAAAAGAAAUGAAGUCUCAUUUCCUGGGGGAAAAAAAAAACAAAAAAAAAAAGAACAAAAAAAGGACCCACCCAUCC
Mustela erminea (ermine) is the source of this 7065-nucleotide messenger RNA. It is a transcript of the gene LHX4, whose product is annotated as LIM homeobox 4. Gene Ontology annotation, cellular component: nucleus. Gene Ontology annotation, biological process: neuron differentiation; regulation of transcription by RNA polymerase II. Gene Ontology annotation, molecular function: DNA-binding transcription factor activity, RNA polymerase II-specific; RNA polymerase II transcription regulatory region sequence-specific DNA binding. NCBI's taxonomy places the organism in Eukaryota, Metazoa, Chordata, Mammalia, Carnivora, Mustelidae. The transcript is spliced from 5 exons. Bases 1660 to 2865 code for a protein of 401 amino acids. The record is from RefSeq and is a predicted model, not a curated record.